AUGCCCAGCAUCUUUGCCUACCAGAGCUCCGAGGUGGACUGGUGUGAGAGCAACUUCCAGCACUCGGAGCUGGUGGCUGAGUUCUACAACACGUUCAGCAAUGUCACCUUCCUCGUCUUUGGGCCUCUCAUGAUGUUUCUGAUGCACCCGUAUGCCCAGGUACGCUCCCACUGGGUUUAUAUCAUCUGCAUCCUCUUCAUGGCCAUAGGCCUGUUUUCCAUGUAUUUCCACAUGACGCUCAGCUUCCUGGGCCAGAUCCUGGACGAGAUCGCUAUCCUGUGGCUGCUGGCCGGCAGCUACGGCAUAUGGUUGCCCCGCUGCUACUUUCCCGCCUUCCUGGGGCAGAGCAGGCUGCAGUUCGUCUUCCUGGUCUGUAUCACCACCAUUGUCAGCACCUUCCUGUCCUUCCUGAAGCCCACGAUCAACGCAUACGCCCUCAACAGCAUUGCCGUGCACGUGUUCUACAUCGUGUUCCAGGAGUACAAGAAGAUGGAUAAUAAAGAGCUGCGGCAUAUAAUCAAGGUCACCGUGGUCUUAUGGGCAUUUGCCUUCUCUAGCUGGAUCAGCGACCGCUUGCUUUGCAGUUUCUGGCAGUGGAUUAAUUUCUUCUACUUGCACAGCAUCUGGCAUGUGCUUAUCAGCAUCACCUUCCCCUACGGCAUAGUCAUCAUGGCCUUGGUGGAUGCCAGAUACGAGAUGCCAGACCAAACUCUCAAAGUCCGCUACUGGCCUCAGGACACUUGGCCCGUGGGGCUGCCCUAUGUGGAGGUCAGUGGUGACCACAAGAGCUGCUGAGGUCCGCCAGUUCCUUCCUACCCGACCACCUGCGAACCCACCUGUGUCUUGAAGGAGCGUGGCCUGAAUCAGGAGACUGAGAGACACUCGAAGUUCCUG
This is a messenger RNA of Camelus dromedarius (Arabian camel), 894 nucleotides long. RefSeq names its product alkaline ceramidase 1 (gene ACER1). The record is from RefSeq and is a predicted model, not a curated record. The transcript is spliced from 6 exons. Gene Ontology annotation, biological process: sphingosine biosynthetic process; ceramide catabolic process. Gene Ontology annotation, cellular component: membrane; endoplasmic reticulum. NCBI's taxonomy places the organism in Eukaryota, Metazoa, Chordata, Mammalia, Artiodactyla, Camelidae. The coding region runs from base 1 to 795 and encodes 264 amino acids.